This is a messenger RNA of Bolinopsis microptera, 958 nucleotides long. Its product is annotated as dual specificity testis-specific protein kinase 2-like. Gene Ontology annotation, molecular function: ATP binding; protein serine/threonine kinase activity. The transcript is spliced from 8 exons. Gene Ontology annotation, cellular component: nucleus; cytoplasm. The record is from RefSeq and is a predicted model, not a curated record. Gene Ontology annotation, biological process: actin cytoskeleton organization; protein phosphorylation. Lineage: Eukaryota; Metazoa; Ctenophora; Tentaculata; Lobata; Bolinopsidae. The coding region runs from base 47 to 958 and encodes 303 amino acids.
UAGGAAUGGUUUAGUGCUGUUCUGAUAAUGGAUAGGGUAAGAUAUAAUGGCUGCACAACCAACAGCUGAGUUUCCAGAGAGAAGACGUAAAGAAGACAACUUAUUGAGGUCGCUCAUACACCAGGGAUUAGAGACUAUAAAAUUUGACGAUGUGAGGUAUACACACGAGCUGAUUGGGGAAGGGUUUUGGGGUGAGGUAUUUAAGAUAACGAGUGGUGACAAUGUUAUGGUGUUAAAGACGUCCAAAGCAGGUGUCAGCAGUGGAACUAUACAAGGAGAGCAGCUUACUUUAAAUGAGGUGGAGAUAAUGAGGACACUCCACCAUCCUAAUAUUGUGAGGUUUUUGGGGUGCUGUGUUACGGAUAAGGGCCAGCUGUAUCCGCUACUUGAGUUCAUAAAUGGAGGUACGCUAGAGGAUUUCCUUAUGAACGAAAGUAUUGAAAUACCUUGGAUAACACGGUUUACGAUCGCUUCCAACAUUUCCAAUGGAAUGAAAUACCUGCACAACCACAACAUCAUGCACCGGGAUCUUACUAGUUCGAAUAUACUGCUGAGGAUCGCGGAAGCUGCAGACGAUGUUCAAGUGGAAGCCUUGAUCUCAGACUUUGGACUUGCCAAGGACAUGAAGAUGAAGGAAAGAACUUUGUCCCAAGUAGGAAGUGUGGAUUGGAUGGCACCUGAAGUCAUCAUGGGGAAGCAAUACAACAAGAAAGCUGAUGUUUUCUCCUACGGUAUAAUCCUGUGUGAGAUGAUUGGCCGGUGCGAGGCUGACCCUGAAACUUCUGUCAUCCGCACCAUCAGCUUUGAAGUGGACUUUGAUGACUUUACCGUGAGGUCGUGCGAGGGUUGCCCGCCUCAGUUUCUGGACUUGGCUAAAGCUUGCUGUCAGCCCGUUGGAGGUGCGUUCUCCCGAUAUUACCAACCCGGCGCUACUACAAGAGUUGGCUCGACUGAAUGA